Pygoscelis adeliae (Adelie penguin) is the source of this 2152-nucleotide messenger RNA. It is a transcript of the gene RAB11FIP5, whose product is annotated as RAB11 family interacting protein 5 (class I). The transcript is spliced from 5 exons. Gene Ontology annotation, molecular function: small GTPase binding. Gene Ontology annotation, biological process: regulated exocytosis. Lineage: Eukaryota; Metazoa; Chordata; Aves; Sphenisciformes; Spheniscidae. The record is from RefSeq and is a predicted model, not a curated record. Gene Ontology annotation, cellular component: early endosome; recycling endosome; phagocytic vesicle. Bases 1 to 1617 code for a protein of 538 amino acids.
AUGCAGAUAUUUCCCAAAAAUCCAGGAACCUGGGUAGGGUGGCACAAGCUACACUCCAAGGCUGGGAAGAAGGAGAAGGAGCGUGGUGAGAUCCUGGUGAGCAUCCAGUUUACGCGCAACAACCUCACGGCCAGCAUGUUCGACCUGUCCAUGAAGGACAAGCCGCGGUCGCCCUUCGGCAAGCUGAAGGACAAGAUGAAAGGCAAGAAGAAAUACGACUUGGAGUCGGCUUCUGCCAUCAUCCCCAGCAGCAUGGGCGCCCUCGACAUGGAGGAUGACUACGACAUUGGGGGCAAGAAGUCCAAAGUCAAGGGCUUCUUCUUGAAGAACAAGCUGCGCAAGUCAUCCCUGACGCAAUCCAACACCUCCCUGGGAUCCGACAGCACCAUCUCUUCUGCCAGCCUGGGCUUGGCUGCAAAUGUUCCCGAGGUAACCAAAUCCCCGAGCAGACACAGCAGUCUGUCCACGGAGCGCUCUGUGAAAGACUACUUGCCAUCUCCAAAGCUGACCCACAAGAGAGCAUUCAGUGAUGAUGUCUCCCAAGUCAGCCCGGUCCUGGAGCCCAAAGCAAUCCAAAGCCUGAAGCCAAAGAACGAUCCCGUGUCCCGGUCUUCCCUCUGCAUCAACGGGAGCCACGUUUACAGCGAUGAACCUGCACCAAAGAGCCCCGUGUCUGUCCCGCAGAGCUCUGCGCCGCUGUCCGUGCCCAGCGUCCCCAGACGGCAGGAGGAGGGCUUCGGCUUCACUCCCCUCCAUCCCGACUCCCACGAGGUGCCUUGGGGGGUCAGCAGCUUUGAGAGGACACAGCAGAGAGACGAGCCCAGGUUCAUCCCCUCUCCUCCCAGCUUAGCCUUGCAAGAAGAGCUCAAGGUCUCCACGAAAGCCGUCACUCUCAGUAACCAUCUGGGCAGAGCCAAGAUGGAAGAAAACAGUCGCUUAGAGAACAAGCCGACUCAAGCUGCAACACCCAUGGUCUUCUCCACGGAAACGACGAAGGACAAACAACCCGAGGAAACGAGGAAGGAAGACAAGAAGGGGAAGGGCGGCCUCUUCCACCACGGGGGCAACAAGAGUGACGUGGGGAGCAAAGGCCAGGGGGAGAAAGUGGGAUUCUCCCACGACUCGUCCGUCCACGCGACGGCAGGGGGAGAUGAGAGGAAUAAAACCAGCGGCUGGUUCAGUUCAAAGGAGCCCAAAGAGUCCCCUCAGAAACCCAGUCCUCACCCAGUGAAACCCAUCAGCGCUGCGGUGCAAGAGGUCUCCAGCGAGAAGAAGCAGCAGCACAGGUCCAGCCUGACGACCGCUCUGAGCAAUGGCCUAGAGAAGCUGAAGACAGUCACCACGAGCAGCGUCCAGCCUGUGGCCCCAUCCUCACACCUGGAGAAAACAGACUCAAAGAAGUUAAAGGAUCCCGCCGUACUGGACCAGUCAGCUAAGUAUUAUCACUUGACCCACGAUGAACUCAUCCAGCUCCUGCUGCAGAGAGAGAAGGAGCUGAGCAAGAAGGAGGAGCACAUCCAUGAACUGGAGAACUACAUUGACCAGCUGCUGGUGCGCAUCAUGGAACAGUCUCCCACACUCCUCCAGAUCCCGCUGGGGGAAAGCAAGACCAAGUAACCCCUCCCCAGAGACCAGCAUCACUUGCCUAGAGCACUUCUCCAAUAAACAGGCUGCAAACAUCCCUGCACUCCCCCCUCCUCUUACAAGAGGGCUCCAGUGGCUUCUGUUCGCAGAGUUUAGCAGGAAAGAUUAUCUGCUCCUUCCCAGCCCAAGCUUAUCCCAGCUCUGGCUCCAGGGAACUAUAGGGUGGUGGGCUGUCAUCCACCCUGUGGGGAGGAGCAGAGCCCUUCACACGAGGCAGAGGCCUCCUUAGGUUCCUGUCGUUGUGACCAAGUGGCCUCUUCUCAAGCACUCAUCCCGCCAAUGCUUUAAGUGGUCCAUGGACAUUUGAGAGCUGGAAACCAACCUCCUCGCCCAUGGCUUCAUCCUGCAACUGCUGCUCUUCUGCCCACACUCUUCCACAUCUCUUUUCUCUGAAGUGGUGUACCCUGGCUGAUGGAUGAUGUUAAAUUGGUUGAUGACAUCGGUGAUGCUUAAACUCAGUACGGGUCUACCACCGAGGUACUGUCCGCUGAGCCUGCUCGGCAGGGCA